GACAGCCUAGAAGUGAUCUAUAAAGAGCCAGAAUCACUUCCGCGGUCUCUCAGUAAACCAAUAACAGUUGAAAACGUACGAUCCUAAUACAUAUAACAUACGAACGCGCCUCCAAUCGACAAAGUUGACCUUGAGAGAAUCUUUGUCGAUAAAUAAAGUGAUUGAGAAUAUCACAAAUUUGUGUUUUGACAAGUGGACAGACCAUGAUUGUGAUUCCCACAUAAUAUUUUCGUCAUUAUUUGUGUUUUGACACGGGCGUGGAUAUAAUACGGCAUAUCCAUAUUAUAAUAUACAACUUUCGUUGCAAUAAUAUUUGAUAUAUUCCAUUUGACAACCUCAGAGUAGUGAGUAAUCAGUGGAUUAUUGAUUCGGUGAGACUUUCAUGCGUGCCAGGGGCAUUGAAUUCAGUGCGAGAAGAGUUGUUAUCUGCGGUGAGAGUAGAAUGGUACUCAGUAAACAUGUGAAAAAUUGCCGCAGGGGCGUCUCGCUGACCAGACGUCUCACAGAAAGUGCAACAGGUAGAAAUGACUCCGAAAACCUGAAAACAAUGGCUGACAAGCUCUCGAACUCGGUGAGCCUCCUCUCGAAAUCAAAGAGUACAAUGUCCCUGCAGAGCCAGUGGAAGGUCCUGGCCCAGCUGAAGGGUUACCUCGCGAAGCCAGAGUACAAGAAUUUCCAGAUAAUCGUCAACAAGUACUGGAUGGAAGCCAUCCAGAGGAUGACGUACCCCUCGACGGAGACAAUGCGAGCGUUUUCCAUGGGGGACAGGCCCAGCGAGAAAAAUACCCCAUCAAACUCCAACGAAAAAACCCCUGACACUGCUGACGAAAUGAGCUCAACUAAAGAUCUCGAGGCGUCAGCCAGCAAAUCGGUUCAGCUGAUGAAGAGCAAGGACAAGGAGGAGCCCCAGAGCCAGUCUCUGACGGCAGAUCAGAUGAUUCAGAACACGAAGGAGCAGAUAAUGUCUUUUCCCCAAGCAGUCAGUGAAUUCUUCGACAGGCUGAAUCCGAAGAAAACGACUCCCUUGAUGACAGUACCAAAAUGGAAGACCAAUAUCAACAACAGCAUCACUAAACACAGCAUUGCCUCCAGGACGAAGCACGUGUUGAAUAGCAUCAGCACAGCUGAGUCGAAUGCCUCGCAAUCCAGGAGGAUCGAGGACCUGCUGACGCACAUCGAGCAGUACCCGGAGGCCAGGCAUCUGGCCCUCAAGGAGGGGGCUAUCACCAUUCUUCUGAGGUUGAGACAGCACGCCAAGGACGAGAGGAUCGCCGAGUCCAUCAGGGAGGCUCUCGCCGUCAUGGGGUAUGUGGAUCCGGUUCCUCGAAAGGGGAUCAGGAUCCUCUCCAUCGAUGGAGGCGGCAUGAGGGGACUUCUCGUCAUUGAGAUGCUGAAGAAACUCGAGGAAUUUACUGGCCAGAGGGUUCAUGAGAUGUUUGAUUAUAUGUGCGGCGUCAGCACUGGGGCCAUUCUUUCGGCUGUUCUCGCCACUAUUCGGGAGUCCAGUGAUACCGGGGGUCACAAGAGGAAGACUCUCGACGAGAUUUCGGAUCUGUACAAGGAUCUGAGUGCCAAGGUUUUCACCCAGGGCGCACUCAGGGGCACCAGUAGCUUAAUGUGGAGUCAUGCUUAUUAUGACACUGCCUUGUGGGAGCAGAUACUCCAGGAACAACUGGGGGACAAAGAUUUGAUCAAGACUCAGCGCGAUCCCAAUUCACCAAAGUUUUCAGCAAUUGCAUCAGUAUUCGAUAACGUCCAGAUAAUGGCGUACAUAUUCAGAAACUACACCCUCCCCCCACGAGUGGAAUCCCAGUACAUGGGCUCACACAGGCACAAGAUAUGGGAGGCUGUUCGAGCCUCUGCAGCGGCACCAACGUACUUCGAGGAGUUCAAGCAUGGAAAGUACAUUCUAUCGGACGGCGGAAUAAUGGUCAAUAAUCCCUGUGCUGUCGCCAUCCACGAGGCUAAAUUGUUGUGGCCAAACACACCGAUACAGUGUGUGGUUUCCUUUGGAACUGGGAGAACACCACCGUCCAUCAACGAUGGGGAUGAGAGCAAGGCCACUAAUGCCUCCAGUUGGAAGGAUAAAUUCGAUAAAAUAUUGGCUAGUGCUACAGAUACCGAAGGUGUGCAUACAAUGUUGAAUGAUCUCCUGCCAGACCACGUCUACUACAGAUUCAAUCCCUACCUCACCGAGAUGCUCCCAAUGCAGGAGACGAGGCCCGAAAAAUUGAGCCAGCUGGAGCAAGACGCAAGAAUGUACAUAAGGAAGAAUGAGGAUAAAUUCCAUCACGCUGCGAUCGCCCUCAACCUGAAGAAACCGAUACCCCAGAAAAUCGUUGAUUUCCUCAAACUGCGAAAGCAACUACUCGGCUUCGACUAGGAAAAUCCCAUAGAAUCGACUGCAUUUUUUUUGUGCCAUACGAUAUCGAUCCUGACUGUGAUAUUAAAUAGACAUGUGUGAUUUUUAUUCACGGAUUAAGUUCAUGUUGGCUGCGUUAUGAAUUCUUGCCAUUGAUUUAUAUUAGUUGAAAAUGUUUCUAGUAUUGCACGUGAUUCAAUAAUAAAUGUACAUGAAAAUGAAUGAAUUAUUCAUUGUGUUAUCAUCAAUGAGUUGUCAUCAAUCUUCUUGUUCCCAAUAAAAUAAUAUUUAAUGACUAAUGA
This is a messenger RNA of Diachasma alloeum, 2664 nucleotides long. Its product is annotated as calcium-independent phospholipase A2-gamma. The record is from RefSeq and is a predicted model, not a curated record. The transcript is spliced from 6 exons. The coding region runs from base 383 to 2383 and encodes 666 amino acids. Gene Ontology annotation, cellular component: membrane. Lineage: Eukaryota; Metazoa; Arthropoda; Insecta; Hymenoptera; Braconidae. Gene Ontology annotation, biological process: arachidonate metabolic process.